CAGCGCACACGCGCAGCGCGUUUAUUUGCUAAUUGCUACUAGUGUUCACAAGUGUAUCCAUCAUGGUGAAGUUCGAAGGAGACUUUAGUAUAAACGCUAUACUGAUGAACCACGCGGCGGCGAAACCACCGCCUUCGCCGACCGCCUCGUCAACAGCUACCCCAUCCGAAGCUGAUCUCAGUGAUUCGGAACUAGACGUCACGGGCACAGAACCCGUGGACUGCACCAAACCCAAAGAAGACGAAGAUAAGAAGGACAAAAAGCACGAGAAGCCAGCGUACAGCUACAACGCGCUCAUCAUGAUGGCGAUCCGCAACAGCCCGGAGAAGCGCCUCACACUCAACGGUAUCUACGAAUACAUCAUGACCAACUUCCCCUACUACCGCGAAAACAGGCAGGGCUGGCAGAAUUCCAUCCGCCAUAACUUGAGCUUGAACAAGUGUUUCGUGAAAGUGCCGCGACAUUACGACGAUCCGGGCAAAGGAAAUUACUGGAUGCUCGAUGCGUCGGCAGAGGACGUCUUCAUCGGCGGAACGACUGGCAAAUUACGCCGCAGAUCAGCACUAAACGGCCGCUCCAGGUUGGCCUGCUUCAAGCGACCAUUGUUCCCUGGAGCACCCCUGACUGGACCGUAUCCCCCUGCAACAUAUUCCCAACUGGUCGGGUUGUACUCCCAGCUGUUGUAUCAAAGGUAUGCGCCGAUGCAAAUGAAAACCCCGCCGGUAGCACCGAGCGCUGUGCACCCUGCUUUCAGAGAAAUGGGCUACAGCGGACUGCCCUAUUCCCCAGCCUUAUAUUCCCAGGAAAGGAUACAAGGUGCUCCGUUCUUUGGGCAAUCAUUAAUGCAGAGCUCUCAGCUAGGGCAGGCGGCAAUGCUUGCGCAAACCUCCCCCUUAUUGCCACCUUCGCCUCCAAUGAUGCACUCACCACCCACGUCCGGAGCCUCGAGCCCCGAGCUGCCGUCACCAUCUCACCAUCCUUUAACGCCGCACAUUUACAAGCCUGUGACAGUUCUAACGCGGCAGUGACUCGGUGCACAUUAAGUGACUUGGAAGUUAAUCUCUAAGAGGCUGACACUUACGAGUGGGAACGUUCAAUCUGUGAUUUAGUUUUAGUUAGUCUAAUAUAGUUUAAUACCAGUGUCGAGUAUAAGGGAUACUAAAGUUGGCUGUCCAUUAUAGAUGAGCGGAGAUGAAAAGGUGAGUUAGGAAAAGCUCAACCAAAAAGCUGGCUGUCCACCAGAGUUACUCACAUGUUCUUGGUUGAGUUUUUCCUAGCUCAUCAUUGGUAUCUCUCAUAAUAUCUCUGGUGGAAAGCUAACUUUGAGAAUUAAGUGGUUUUAAGUAAUCUCUUUGCAAUAUAGUAGUUAUAUUGUUGUUCCCUGUAGCAUUCCGCUAUUGUUUGUUGAUGUAAUAUUCUAUUAUUGUAAAUAUCUCCAAAGUUGUAUAUUUAUUGAA
Pararge aegeria (speckled wood butterfly) is the source of this 1457-nucleotide messenger RNA. It is a transcript of the gene Foxg1, whose product is annotated as fork head domain transcription factor slp2-like. Lineage: Eukaryota; Metazoa; Arthropoda; Insecta; Lepidoptera; Nymphalidae. Gene Ontology annotation, cellular component: nucleus. Gene Ontology annotation, molecular function: DNA-binding transcription factor activity; sequence-specific double-stranded DNA binding. The transcript has a single exon. The record is from RefSeq and is a predicted model, not a curated record. Gene Ontology annotation, biological process: regulation of transcription by RNA polymerase II. Bases 63 to 1028 code for a protein of 321 amino acids.